AUGCCAGACUCCUUGGACACUCUGCACUUCACUCUGCCCAGCCAUGGGGACUCUGUCCUGAACAAAAUGAGAACUCUGAGAGAACAGCAUCGCUUCUGUGAUAUCACACUCAUCCUCAGGAGCCCAGAUUCCUCUGCUGGUCUGUCUGUGCACUUCCACGGCCACAGGGUGGUACUUGCAGCAUCCUCUGACUUCCUCCGUGAUCAGUUCCUACUCCAUGAGGACCAGGGAGAGAUGAUAGUGGCUGCAGUUCCCAGUGUGAGAGUCGCCAAGAGGCUCCUGCUGUCCUGCUACACUGGACUCCUUGAGGUACCUCUGGCAGAGCUGCUCAGCUACCUGACUGCAGCCAGCGUUUUCCAGAUGAACGAGGUGAUGGAUAAAUGCACUCAAGCUCUGUCACAGUACCUUAAACCCAACAUAUUUUUGGAUAAACCUACGAGAUGCUUCAAGGAAACUGAAAACUAUCAGCUUAAAAGAAGCUGGCUAUGCUCCACUUUGGAAAACCAGAGGGAAAAGGAUGUGGUCCAGCCCUGCACCAGCAUCCAGAAAGAUAAUGGAAAGGAAGAGGGAGCGGUUCUUAUUCAGGCAAUGCAUGGGGUCAGCCAAGAAUCUGAGGUGGACAGUAAGAAUAUUACAGAGACCAUUGAGAACAGGAAGUUUGUAAAAGCUACAACGGAGUCCUCAGAGGAUCAAAAAUUAGAUCUUAACACCUUGAAGUCAGAAGAAAGUGUUGGAAACACAAUAGCACACAAGGAUGAAGUUUUCCAAGACUUCAUUUCCGUCCCAGCUUUUGAGAUUAGCGGUACUGUGGAUCAUACUGUGGGGGAUAUCUCCCAGAUACAGCAAGAGCAGGAGGAUAAACAAGAUAAAAACAACCAUGCACUCAAAACCCAACAGGAACAUGGUGGAAAUCCGAUAGAUUUCAAAAUAUCGUCCCUUUCAAGAGAACACUCAACAAAGACUGCCGAAGAUUUAGUAGAGGCCUCUUCACGCACUGUCCAAGUCCAGAGGCCGUACCUCUGCAGGAAGUGUGAUAAAAUCUUCCAAUACCUGGAGAACUACACGGACCACCUGAAGGAACACAGACAGUAUUCCUGUUUGGUCUGUGGAGAGGGCUUUUCACAGAGGAGCAAACUGACCCGCCACGUACGCGUUCACCCCGACGUCAAACCCUUCAGGUGCCCGCUGUGCCAUGAAACAUUCAUCCAAAAGGUUUCCUUGCAAGAACACCACCACCUGCACACAGGAUGCAAGUAUACUAUAAAAGAAAGGAGAAAUCAGGUUUCAGAGGCCUAA
This is a messenger RNA of Cyprinodon variegatus (sheepshead minnow), 1296 nucleotides long. RefSeq names its product zinc finger and BTB domain-containing protein 26-like. The transcript has 2 exons. Gene Ontology annotation, molecular function: RNA polymerase II cis-regulatory region sequence-specific DNA binding; protein binding; DNA-binding transcription factor activity, RNA polymerase II-specific. The record is from RefSeq and is a predicted model, not a curated record. NCBI's taxonomy places the organism in Eukaryota, Metazoa, Chordata, Actinopteri, Cyprinodontiformes, Cyprinodontidae. The coding region runs from base 1 to 1296 and encodes 431 amino acids. Gene Ontology annotation, biological process: regulation of transcription by RNA polymerase II.